Molecule: messenger RNA, 2604 nt
Organism: Drosophila albomicans
Lineage: Eukaryota; Metazoa; Arthropoda; Insecta; Diptera; Drosophilidae
Gene: meng
Product: serine/threonine-protein kinase meng-po
Exons: 2
Coding region: 436-1803 (455 amino acids)
Biological process (GO): peptidyl-threonine phosphorylation; peptidyl-serine phosphorylation
Molecular function (GO): ATP binding; protein serine/threonine kinase activity
Source: RefSeq, a predicted model, not a curated record
AAACAUUCUGAACGAGAAAUUGCUUGCGUACGGACGUGUUUUCUCUUGCUUUUGUUGAACUUGUAUCGGAAAUUUGUAUGUUCAUUAUUUAUGUGAGUGCGAUUCGGCUCAGUUGUUAUUCAUUAUUAUUAUCGUAUAUAAACUUAUUGAAAAUUGUGAAUCUGCUAUGAAACUAAUUCAUUAAUCACACGCAAAUCUAAAAGUUUCCAUCUUAUGAUUUUUGUGUUUAGAAGGACUUAAUCUUUUAUUGUUACUGGAAUCAAACAAAAUUGUCAAUUAUAAAUAUAUAAUAAAUAUGUAAUUUGCAUUCAAAUACAGUUUGCAAUGUGACUUUAUAAGUGUAAAAGUCGUUUAUAUAUUUCAAAAAUAUACCACAAAACUAGAUCAAAUUACGAGUUUCAUUUGGAUACCGAAACAGGAUUAACGCAACCACAAAUGGGUACAAUUGAGAAACGAUCGUUUUCCUUUCGUUUGCGCCGAUCAUUCGGCGAUGGUGGCAGUACGAAUAGCCGUAAUAGCAAUAACAACAGUAGCACCUGUACCAAUCAUAACAACCAGAAGCGAUGCAGUACUCCAUUGACACCGAUUAGCACUAGUACCGGCAAGUUGGAGGUACCAGGUGCAUCUGUAAGCCGCCGUAGCAGCAUUUACAAGAAGCCAGAUAAGAAUGAUGGGGGCCAAAUUCAUUUGAUUCCAGAUGUGGAGCUGCCGUUGAUGACAUUCGCAGAUCAGUACAACAUUGAAAAGACAUUGGCUGAGGGCUGUUUUGCCAAAAUUCUGCUUUGCCGUCACAGGCAAACAAACACAACAGUUGUGCUAAAGGCGGUCCACGCUGAGCUUACCACGAUCAGAGAGUUUCAAAAAGAGUUCCACUACAACUAUGAGCUAUCUCAUCAUCAUCAAAUACUCAGCGCAUAUGCUGUGGCAUUUCAAACCAUGGAUUACUACGUCUAUGCUAUGGAGCAUGCACCGUAUGGGGAUUUGGCCUCUAAUAUUGGCCCAAAUGGUUUGCAUGAGACAGCCUGCAAAUUGAUUGCCGAACAGUUGAGCUCAGCUCUUGGUUUUAUGCACUCAAAAAAUUUGGUACAUCGUGAUCUUAAAAUUGAGAAUGUGUUGGUUUUUACUCCAGAUUUUACGAGAGUGAAACUUUGUGAUUUUGGGGCUACCACUAAAAAGGGUUUGUUGGUACACAAGGUGAAGCAUACGUGGACCAGUUGCGUGCCCCCAGAGCAACUCGAGUUAAUAAAAAAUGAGCGCUUUCAGUGUUUGCCGAUCAGCGACUCUUGGCAAUUUGGUAUAUUGCUAUACAACAUUCUUACUGGCAGUCCACCAUGGCAAUCCGCUGAUUGGGUUAAGGAUCAGUCGUAUGCCAACUUUAUGAAGUAUGAGCAGAGAAAGACGACAAAAGUGCCUGACAAUUUCCGUCGCUUCUCUCCACGGCUUAUGCGGUGCUUUCGCAAGUAUUUGAGUCACGAUUCCGAGGAUCGUUGCAAGAUUACUGAAGUCAACAAGUACAUGAAAGAUCGAUGGGUGGAAUGCCGCAUUUCAGCUUCCAAGUCAGCUACGCUAAUCUCUCCAAAUCAACAUGAUCAAGAUUCAUGCAUCUAUCUUAACCAGCGCGAAGGACGAAUCUCUGGAGAUGAGAAUAAGUUACGCUUCAAAAGGAUGAUGUCAAGCUAUGGUCUAGAUAUACCUAUUGAUCAAACAAUGGUCCGGCGGCGCGUUUGGGAUUGGCUAUCAACAUGUGAUGCAAGCUUUGAUCCCGAAAUUGAAAGUUUGCAUGCCUUAGAUAUGGCCUUGUAGAUGGCUGCAAUUAAUGAGUGUGAAACAUUCAAAUUUGUUUAUCUAUUCUACCGAUAAUGAAAAAUGACUCCCCCAAAAAAAAGGGAUUUUGGAAUUUGUUAACACAAGACCGAAUUUUAUAUACAUAAAUAAUAUUUUUAGAUAAUAAACUUCUGUCAAUGUUUAGAAUUUGAAGUACAGAAGCCCAACAAGAGGCUCUAAAGACCAAGAAUGUAAAAAUAAUAGGUAAUUCAUACUCAUAACAAACAUAGACGUUAAAUAGAAUAAGAAAAUCAUGUCUUCGGAUCACUUUCCACUAUUGUUACCUUUCUAGUCUUCCGCUAAGAUGGUUUUAUAAUCUGUAUGAAAAUAUAGUUUUAUAUAAAAAAUGUUAUUAAUAUACAACCUAUUUAUACAAAUGAUACGAAAUAAUGCAAUUAUGUAGAACCUAAUGAAAUUAUAUAGUUAAGUGUGAUUUACAUAUAUUUCAGGAAAUAUACAUAAUAAUGCAUGACCAAAUGUAAUUUAAAUUUUAUUUUAUAAACUAUUUGUAUAUAUACCUUACUUUUUUUAUAUGUAACUAUAAUAAGCUUUGUUUUAUAUUCACAAUAAUUUGUAAAAAUGAAUUGUAUUUUCCAAAUCAAUGUAAAGGCGCUAAAAAAACGUGAGCUUGUUUUUUAUUCGUUGAAAAGGCACAUCAAACCAUGGGCAAUACUGAACUAUUGAACUAAUUUUGCAUACGAAAACGAUUUGAAUUUUGGUGUUUUCUGUGGCGCACAUUGAUCUUCGAUUAAUGGCUUCAGCAUUUUAUGGUCAUAUGUA